This is a messenger RNA of Xiphias gladius (swordfish), 741 nucleotides long. RefSeq names its product barrier-to-autointegration factor-like. The transcript is spliced from 4 exons. Gene Ontology annotation, molecular function: DNA binding. Lineage: Eukaryota; Metazoa; Chordata; Actinopteri; Istiophoriformes; Xiphiidae. The record is from RefSeq and is a predicted model, not a curated record. The coding region runs from base 202 to 474 and encodes 90 amino acids.
GCCUCCAGUUAAACAAAAAAGAAAGUUUAGUCUUUUUUGCGGGAUCCCUCGUGCGUUUUGAGGUGUGUUUGACGUCAGGUGAGUCAAACCGCUUCCGGACUCUACCAGUGUUCGCUGUUUGUGUCUGUAGCCUCUGUCUGUCUGACCCCCUUCCGACCCUCCAGGACGUGACCCCGAGUCUCUACCGGACCAGCAGCCAGGAUGUCGACCACGUCCCAGAAGCACCGGGACUUUGUCGGAGAGCCGAUGGGGGACAAGUCGGUGACGGCUCUGUCGGGUAUCGGAGAGAUUCUGGGGAAAAAGCUGGAGGAGCAGGGCUUCGACAAGGCCUACGUGGUUCUGGGUCAGUUCCUGUUGUUGAAGAAAGACACUGAGAUGUUCACCGAGUGGCUCAGAGACGCCAGCGGAGCAAACUCCCGCCAGGCCAAAUCCUGCGCUCAGUGCCUGAGGGAGUGGUGUGACGCCUUCCUCUGAGACUCCACCUCCUGCUCACCUGUGGCCCCACCCCUUCCCGUUCUUUCUCAGCUCACUCGCUUCCUGCUUCUGAGGCUAAUCCAUGAUAAAGCCUCUCUGUUGCUGCUGCUGUCGUAAAAUGUUUUUCAGGUGAAUUUCCAGCCUCCUGCAGUUCCACCUGGACAACGGUGAAGUGACGUCAACCCGACGUUUACCUGUUUACCUGUUUGAUGAGCUUGUUUCACUGGGGAAAGUUUACAUAAAUAAAAGCUUUGUGUCUCAAGUUUG